AUGAAGAAGAAGGAUAAAAGUUACUUUGAAACCCCAAUGGACAACCACAACACUUUUAGUUCACUGGAUAAUGUCAUGACUAACCAAAAUCCUCUUCGCAUGGAUUUUAUACCUUCAAGAGAAGAUUCAACAAUGCUUCUUCCAUGGAACUCCAUCAGAUCAUCAGAUCCUUUACAAAUGGGUGGAUUUGAUAUCUUCAAUUCUUUGCUCACUAACAAGUACUUAUCAUCUACUACUUCAAGUUCUAUCAAUGUUCAAGAAAACCGCAAUAUCGAAAGCUUUCAAGUCAUGGCUCCUCCUCCACUUCAUCAUUUGGAUCAUUUAAGACCUUAUGAUGAUUCCUCAAACAACAUGUGGAGUUUUGGAGGAAAUACUGAGUUUCAAGCAUAUUCAUGCGUAGAAGGUGAUGUUGGUCCAAGUGAGCCAAUAAUGUCUACAUUCGGCGAAGAAGAUUUCCCGUUUCUGCUUUCGAAUAAACGAAACGAGCUUUCUCUGAGUCUUGCCACCGAUGUUUCUGAUGAGUGCUCGGAGAUAAGUCUUUGUGCUGCUACUAAAUCUACUAGAAUAGCCUCAGAGCAAGCUUCUUGCAGCAGCAACAAAGACAUUUCUAAUAAUGUCUCUCAAGUUAUAUUUGGCUCAAAGUACCUUCACUCUGUUCAAGAAAUACUAUCCCAUUUCGCUACUUACUCGCUUGAUGGCUUGGAGAAUAAUCCUCAACGUUUUCAUUCAGGGGCUGCUAAUUCAGCCUUUAACUCAUGUUAUGAUAAUGUAACAGAGUUUAUUGAUGACGGUUUUAAUAGCUCGGAGGCGGGUUUGGGAUCUACAUCGCAAAGACAAGCAUUAGAAGCAAAGAAAAAUGAGAUUCAUACGGUUGUAUCAGCGUUCCAUGCAGCAACCGAGUUAGAUCCACAGUUACACACUCGGUUUGCAAUCCAAACCAUCUCAUUCUUAUACAAGAACUUGAGAGAGAGAAUCAGCAAGAAGAUACUUGCGAUGGGAUCGGUUUUAGAGAGAGGCAAAGAGAAGUCUCAAGAGAACUCUAUGUUCCACCAGCAAUGCCUUCUUCAGCAGCUGAAACGUAAGAACCAUCAGAUUUGGAGACCGCAACGAGGUUUGCCUGAGAAAUCGGUCUCGGUUCUACGGACUUGGAUGUUCCAAAACUUCCUUCACCCUUACCCGAAAGAUUCGGAGAAACAUCUUCUUGCUAUACGAAGUGGAUUGACAAGAAGCCAGGUAUCAAACUGGUUCAUAAACGCGCGGGUUAGGCUAUGGAAGCCGAUGAUAGAAGAGAUGUACGCGGAAAUGAACAAGAGGAAGCUGAAUAGUACUCAACUUCAAGGAAAUGGAGCAAGUCAUAGAAUGACAAAGUCCAUUAUGAUGAGCCAAGAAAGGGACAAAUAA
Molecule: messenger RNA, 1401 nt
Organism: Arabis nemorensis
Lineage: Eukaryota; Viridiplantae; Streptophyta; Magnoliopsida; Brassicales; Brassicaceae
Source: the annotation of a GenBank genome assembly